AAUGACGAGAGUGUUCCGAGAUACCCGUGCGGGUGUUGUGUUUAAUACAUAUAUCACUGCCGCGUUUUACGGAGAAUUUCGAGUUCCUUUUGUUCCCAUUAUGGAGUGGUGAGUGUUAAACUAUUGUUUUGAAGGAGUGGGUUUUUGUUUAAAUAUUUCAGGGAAAUGGGAUUGGUUCAAGAGGUCAACAAUUUUUCUUGUCUUUGCCCCAUAGUGAUGUGUUUUCUUUAUUUGCACGUGUUUAUAGUAGACGUAUGCAUUCGUCUUUGUUUAAAACAUAGGAGUGUAUUUUUCUAUGCAUGUGAACUGUGCUUGGAUAAUCAUAUCUGGCUUAGUGACAGAGCGGCCACAAUUUUACGGGCUCAGCACAUUUCUGCUAACCGGCGCAGGGAGGCAUUGCAUGGCGGGAUAUUGCAAGGGGAGUAUGGCCUCCCUCGGGGGGAUAGUGGCAUGGAAGGUACCACUGGCCUCCCUCGAGAGAUAGUGCAGGGAUGGGCACUAGUGUAUACCUUGGGAAGGGCUCCUCAGACACUGUUCAAGGGGAGAUGGGGGAUACUGCUGGUAUGCCUCGGGCUGUUCUGCCGCUCGACUGAGGGGUUGUUCUCACUGGAGGGAGAAAUUUUUUUUUCUCAGUGUGGGUGAACUCCCCCUUUUCCUUUUUUUUUCUUUGUGUUGGGGUAUGGGUCUGGCCUUGACAUUGAAUGCUAAGAUGUCAGCUGAUUGAUUAGUUGAUGAAGUGAAAUGCCCGUAGAGUCUUUUUUUUUAGAAAAGAUUUUUUUUUUCUCUCUCUUGGACGAAGAGAAAAGGAAAUAAAAAGAGAUUUUUCUUUUCCGUGAAUGCGGGGAAAAGUAGUUAACAUGCACGGGAUGUGUUAUAUGUUUCUUUGUGCCUUGAAAGACACAAAUAUAAGGGGGAUACACAGAUUAUUUUUUUAUUGUGUUGGAGAAAUUACUUUGAAAUGCCGAUGAUUGGUGUUGUAUCUGUGUUGUGUGGCAAUGGUGUUAUGUCAUGGUGUUGCAUGCUGGAGAAAUUGUAUGUCAUAGGAUUCAGCAAUACUGUGUAUGCUAUUUGAAUUUCACCCUUACUUGAGAUUUUUGCUAUGGAGAGUUAUUAUUAUUAUUAUUAAUAAUUAUUAUACUUGAGAUGUGUCACGAGAGGUUUGCUUAAGUAUAAUUAUCAUUACGGGAGAAUUGUUUUACGAGAGAUUUGAGAUAUUUCAUGGGAGAUUAUUCAAUAAUUAUUACAGAUAAUUAUUCAGGGAGAAUUAUUACAAUGAAUUAAUGGGAGAAGUCUUGUGUUAAUUAUUUGUUGAGUUUUUGUAACUUUGGAGAAUAUUUUCAGUGAUUCACGGGGAUGAGUUUUGCUGAAUCUUGAUGAGUCUGAUUGAAUCUUGGUGAGUUGUGUUGAAUCUUGCUGAAUAUUUUGCUGAAUUUUUGGAGAAUGGACAAGCAUUAACAUUGGUGAUAUUUUUUGUACUGAUACUGAUGAUUUUGAUGAUAGCAAUUUUUUUUUUGGUGAUUUUGUGAUAAUGAUAUUUCUGAUACUGAUUUUUUGUGUACUAAUACGUGGGCGUUUUAAUGCUGUCAAGGGAGGUGAAAUCUUUUGUGAUUAUGGGAAGAACUAACAACACAUUGUUUUAGUUUUUUUUCUUUUUUUAUGAGUUCAGCAGAUAAUUGCUUGACAUCUAGUGAGUUACGGGAGAUAGUUAAUGGUGCCGUUGAUUUUUCUUUUCUCCUUUUUUGGAAAUUAGCCAUCGCUGACACAAGUUUUUUUUACCAAGGGUGAAUUUGAAUUUAUUUUUUCUCUCCAGUUGGUGUGGAUUUUUUUUAAUAUCUCAGUUCGUGACUUAGAGUCAUUGUUCGGGAACGUGUUUGUGUUUUAGCUAUUUGAUGCUAUAGAGAAAUAUAUGGGAGAAUUUUUUGCACGUUUUGAUUGCAUACGUAAUGGCACUACAUUUCUUCUCUGGAUAUUUGUGUUCCAGAAAUUGUGAGUUUUCUUGCACAAUACCUUGGUUGUAUUUGUGACAACUUUGUGAGAGAUAGGAAACUUGGUUAAGUUUUCUAAUGGCUUAUGUCGUAGUGCAUAUGGGGAAGUCUUUGCUUAGACACCGUGAGUUGGGAAUUCUGUUAUAAUGACUUGUGGCACUUUGGUGAUUUUUUCUAGAAUUUUCUAGACAGUUUUAUUUGCCGAGUUUUUGCCCUUUUUUAGCAGUUAUGCUAAAUGGAGUGAGUUUUUAUAGUUUUUGACUAUAACAUUGAGUUAUUCUUUGGAGAAUUGGAGUUAUAAUUGAGAUAUAUUAUUUUGGAGAGAUAAUUGGAGGUAUAUAUUAUUUUGGAGUUAUAAUUUGAGAUAUAAUAUAUGGGAGAUAUAUAUUUUUGGCCAUUGUUGAUAUUUGCCAAUGUGAUGAGAGCUAUGUUUAGUUCAAUUAUUUUGCAGCCAUCUUUGUUGCAAAUGGAGACACAUAUUUGGAGAUUAUGGGGCAAUGUUUGUGAGUGAGUGAGUUAGUUGCCUUGAGUGCACAUUUUUUGGAGAUAUAUAUUUUUUGGAGCCUUGUUUUGUUCCACAUGGAGUUAUUGGGGAAAUAGAGGUAAAUAUUUUGUAUUUGCCGAAAUAGAGGUGAUUAUUCUCUAUUCCUGGAGUGGUGAUUUUUUUUUACUGACAUGUGGCUAUUAGAGAAAUAAGAGAAUAAUAUAAGGAGGUUGGUUAUUAACCAAAUGGAGGAAAUAUUUUUAUAACCGGAGUGGUGUUAUUAUUAAUAUGGUGUCUCAUAAUGGAGUUGGGAUUAAUCUUUGGCGGGUGACCCUUUUUUUGUGGUUAUGGGAGUUUUCUUUCGAGCAAAGAGAAGAUUUCUGUGGUUCUCUUUUUUUGAUUUCGUGUCUAUUUAGAGGCGAGUGGCAUUACUGCAUUACGAGUCAUAUGGAGAUGUGUGUGCAUUUUUUAUGUUCACAAGUGUGUUAUUCUUGGAGAAAUAUAAUUUGGGCAAUGUCAUGUUGAGAGAAUAAGUCUUCGAGACAAAUUUUUGAACACAUUAGUCAUAUCCUGGAGUUAAUUCUGUGAAAUGUGUCAGUUAGACCUUUUUUUUUCUAGAGGAUCAUGAGUUUCCAAACUUAUGUGUCUGACUAGACAAUUUUUAUGCUACUGUUUGAGCAUACGUCCGCAGGCGAUUUUUCUGCUGACAAGCGAUGUGAUGAGCCGUGUGCUGAGCGUGUGCUGAUUCUUUUCCUCUGAUGGUGAUAGAUCAGAAUUUUCGCAAUAUCUGGAAAUGUUGGCUAUAGCAUUUCAUGAAAGCGCAUGUGUAAGAGUUUGCUUUCUGGCAAAUUCCAUAACUUUACAUGGAGCAUUUCUUGGGAAAAACGCGGGAGUUAUGCAUAUUAUACAUAUAUUAUGUAUUUUGUGAUUGGGGAAAUCUUCUUGUGAUUAUCUUUUUUUUAUUAUUAUUUUUCUUCCUUUCCCUAUGAGAGAUAUGAUUUGGGGAUUGAGCUUAAGUAACAUUUCUUUUUUGGACGGGAGAUUUGAUUUUACCGAGAGAUGUGAUUUUUCUAGGGUUGUUACUUAAGUAAUGGGAGUUUGACAUUAAGUCUCAUUGUGAUUAAUUAUUGAGCAGUAAAGGGGUUUUUGCUGUUAAAAGUUGGAGAUUUUUACUGAUUUUGUGGGUUGUUUGAAUGUCAGAACUUGAGAGAAUAUUUUUUUGGGUCUGGGUAUGUUACGAGAUACUUUCUUUUUUUUCUUGGGCUUAUUACGAUUUUGUCUUCUUUUUUUUUCUCUUGUGAGCACAUUCGAGUUCGAAAUGUGAGUGCAGAAUUCCGUGGAGUUGCUGUGAUUUCUGAGUUGUGUGUGUGCUGAUGUGCGAAUUUGGAGAAUUGAGUUGGAGAACUUGAUGUUUUUUUUUCUUAGAGAGUUGUGAUAAUGACUUGUCAUUUUAGUAGUCAUAUUAAGGGAGUUAAUUGGGAGAUGUUCAGUUAGUAUUUCUGACCUUUUUGAGAUCAUUGUUUGAUAGAGGUAGUAUGUUUGGGUUAACUUUCUUGGAUUGACCAAAGACUUGACUGACAUACUAACACACACCCAAAAAAAGUCGUUCCCCGACACCAGCAAGACGUCCACCAGCCGUGCCGAGAGGUUGCUGUUAUUUUACCCCAGGGUGAUUACAAGAAUUUCCAUGAUGGGUGUUCGAGAGAAUUCUACAGCGUGUUUUUUGGGGAUCUACAAGAAGCCGUGAGAGUCUUCUACGAUGAGGGAGGCAUUCCGUCUUCCUACAGUUGCUACAGCCUGCUAUAGCCUGUUGCUGUCUGUUCAGCUAGUUGCAGACAAGCGAAGAGGGAUAUUCAAGAAUCCUAAUGCAGAAAAUAUGAGAGAAAAUGCGUCUUGUGUUAUUGGGAGAUUAAAGCGUGAUAAGACUUUAUUUUAUAAUGCCAGAGACGUGCAGUUUUACUUAUUUUAUUUUAAGCCGGCCAGUGUUUUGUAUUAUAUAAGCAAUUUUGCUAGGCGGGAGCUAGCAUUUGAGCGAGGCCGAGCAAUCUGUAAGGCCUAGGGAUUUUGAUUAAUAAUAUAUUGUUCGUGCGUUCUCUGUGACCUAUGGAAUGUGGAGAACAGUGCAGAGGUGACGACCUGAGAGUAGCUGAUCAAUGAGUUUCUAGGGGGUGGCGUGAGAUAAAAGUGCUUAAUUCAGGAAGUCAAUGUACGACAGUUUAUGAACUCUUCUCAAAGUGCCUUUGGGAAACUGGUUGUAGCCAGUAAUAUGAGGCGUUGUCGAAGUGUGCAUUCGUAUGUGCGUGUGCGCCUCUUCUAUUCAUAAUGUAUCACUAGCCAAGUCUAUGGGAAGACUUGCACAGAGAUUCGGGGGAGGAAGGCAAAGCCAUGAUGGCAGGUGCCAAAGUGUUUUUUUAAACAGUGAGUGAUAUUCCGGUUGGGAAUGGGUUCGACCCAUUUCAAGUCUUUGAGGUGGAGCACGAGGCUUGCUUGGAUUUCGAGGUCACCAUCAAAAGUGGAGAGUCUAUAACGAAAGGCAGCAUGAUCAAUGACUUGCUGGACACACCUGACCCCUACGUAGUCUUACGCAUCCCAGGAUGCUCAAAUUCGUCCAAAAGAACCAGCCAUAUUGACAACUGCGUUAGUCCCAUGUGGGAUGAAACGUUCCAUUUCUUCUUGGAUCCAUGCAAGGAACACACUCUCAAGGUGACCCUUAUGGAUGCCAACUACACCCUCGAUGAAACCUUAGGUGAAGAUACGUUUUGCGUCAAUGAGCUCACCAACGGCGUCCCAAAAGAUCACACCUUCGUCUUCCCCGGAGGAUCCAAAGUUCAUGCCCAGUUGAAACUGGAUAAGAACAAAGUACCGGACCUGCGGUUCUCCUUAGCCUUGUGCAGAGAGGAGAAAGAGUACCUCCUGACUCGUCGAAAGAAGGUCUUGGCUGCACUGCAGUCGCUCUUGGGCGACAGGGCACCCGACACAGAAAAGCAGGUCCCAAUCCUGGGGAUACUCGGGUCAGGUGGAGGAUUCAGGGCUAUGACCUGCCUCUCUGGGGCCGUCAAAGCCUUGCAAGAGAGUCAUAUCCUGGACUGUGCCACUUACAUCGCUGGAUUAUCAGGAUCAUCUUGGUACAUUUCGACCUUGUAUGCCCACGACAUAUUUCCCAGGGUAACCCACACCCAAAUCCAGGCCGAGCUGCGAGAGUCGGUGACGAAGGGCUGGAAGAUGAAACUCUUGAAUGCCCCUAAAUACAUCGCCAGCAUGGCUGCCAAGUACAAGAAGGGCCAGCCUGUUUCUUUCACCGAUUUCUUCGGUCACCUCCUCGGGGAUGUCUUGCUGAAGGGGGCUAAACACAAGAAGCUAACUGACAUGCAGAAGUUCUUGGUGCAAGGUAUUGUUCCCAUGCCCCUCUUCACCUGCCUCCAUGCCAAGCGGAAUGUGUCGUGCAGGUCAUUCUCGGAAUGGGUUGAAUUCUCCCCGUAUGAGAUUGGAAUUGCGAAGUACGGAACUUUUAUGAAGACUCAGGAUUUCGGGAACAAGUUCAUCGUUGGCAAGAAGAUCAAGCACUUUGAUGAGCUCCCGCUCCAUUUCUUGCAAGGAGUCUGGGGAAGCGCAUUUACGAUACUGUUCAAAAGGCUCGUCAUGGAAGGCGGCAAGAAGGACAUUGUACAGAUCAUGCGAGAUGCCCAAAAAGAGAAGGAAUCUGACAUUCGCGACCGGUUAAAUGACGAACAUGCCUCGGAAGAAGAAUCUGAUUCUGAGGACGAAGAGGACGUUGUGGGAGAAGACGAUGUCAGUGAAGAAGACCUGAAUGGAGAUUUCCGUACACCUUGCGCUGUCGAACCCGGACGGGGAGGAGGCAAUGUUUUCUUCCCUAAGGAAGAUGCUAUCCCAGAGGGCAGGUUAGUCUCCAAUAGGAAGUUCUCCGCUAUUGAAGAAGGCCAAUCGCUUGACGCUAACUUUUCGCUGUUCCCAAAGGAGGACUUCUCGAAGUCUGUGGACAGCUUAAGCUUAGAUGACUCGAAAAAAGAUGAAGACAAAAAGUUACUCCUGAAGGGUCUGAGCUUUGACAGCCACAAGAAGAAGCUCUUGGAAGACAGCCGCCGCAAGAUAAGUACCGAAAGUGACCCCGGUGUCAAGACGGAAUUCCAGCUCUCCCAGCGCGGCAGGCUGGAACGUAAAGGAGCAAUUAAAGGUUCACGAAAGAUGGCAGCAACAGACGAAAAGAAUUCCCAAGGAAGCAAUAACGAUUCAAAGAAUCGUUAUUGGGCGAACAGGAGGAGUACUUUGAGAAAAAACAAAGUGGUGAAAAAGGGUUUAUGGGAUGGCCUGAAGGAGAGCAUCAUGACUGGGGCAAACAUCCUGAAUUCCCGGGCAGGAAGAGCAGGGGAAGUCCUGAACCCAUUCAGAGGUUUAUCCUUGAGACACUCGUUCCCCAUUUCCCCAUUCACCGAAAGUCUAGAGGAAGAAGAGCUCCCCGAUGAAUUGGACAUUGGAAAAGGUUGCCGGUAUGAGGCCUUAGACAACAAGGCAAAGAAGUUGUUCAUUGUUGAUUCUGGGCUAGCCUUCAACUCUCCUUACCCUCUUCUCCUGCGGCCACAGAGAGCAGUCGACAUCUAUUUGUCCUUUGAUUUCUCCCAGAGACCUGAAGAUAAACAUCACCCUUUCAAGGAACUACUCCUGGCAGAGAGUUGGGCAGUUCAGAACAAAGUGCCUUUCCCUCCCAUUAAGAAAAUGGUUGAACAGUACAAAAAUGAAGAACUAAGAGAAUGUUACAUCUUCAAGCACCCUAGUGACUACUUCUGUCCUAUUAUUCUACAUUUCCCACUCGUCAACAAACUUUUCAGAACGUUUAAGAAACCUGGUGUUCCAAGAGAAACAGAUGAGGAGAAGAAGUUCGCAGAUUUCCCCAUCUUCGAUGACCCCAACAAUCCAUUUUCAUCCAUGAACUUUGUAUAUGAGCCACUUCAGUUCGACCGCCUCACACAGCUCGUAGAAUUCAAUACUCUGCUGUGCAUAGAAACUAUAAAAGAUGAGUUGGCGGAGAUCAUUACCAGGAAAAGACAGUAUGCCCAGAAACCUAUGAGCAUCAGUGAUGUGGUUAACACUGUAAAGCGAGUGAACAGCAUACACAGGUUCAGUUCCAACAACACUCUGAAGCUGAAGCUUUCUGAGGAAAAUGAGUUUCAGUUGAAGAAUUUCAUCAAAGAGGAGCGGACGAAGUGGGAGCAACAGUUUAGCGUAGACAGCUCAGAAGAAGGUGAGUUCUUCGAUGCCGAGGAGGACGUAGAAGACAAAGUGGAUGACUCCUGAAAGGAAAUUAGGAACCUCGAGGACUAGAAUCCUCGAAUUUUCUGAACGAGAAGUGACGGUAGUGAUAUACCACCUGUUCAGUGAAUGCAACAUUAUCCCUUUAUUCUAAAGUUCACUGUCAUGGAAAACGAGUGACCAGUUGCAUUACCCUCGAUCAUUAUUCUUUUCAUACCAUCUACUGCACCCAACCUAGUCAUCAGUUAUGUUAACCUGAAGGAUCACCCGGGCAGCAAAGGGAUAUGCUUACUUAGCCAAAGGAGUAUAUGGAAGUAGUAGCUGGUGGAAGGCAGCCAAUCACGCACUGAUCAACUGCUUGACCCUUCAAUACUCUGUAAACUGUUCUUCUUAUGAGGUUUUUUCCUUAAGCUAUUUUGUUCUCCCUUAAAAUGCAUCACUCAUUGUAAAUUCAUUCUGAUAUUUUGUGUUAGCAUGGUAGUUGUAAAUAUGAAUGAUAAGACUUUUUUUUUCAUAAAUAUGGUAAACUUUGUAUUUGGAAGUUUACAUAACCUUGUUUGUUAGUUGAGUUACCAAAAUGACAAAAAAUGCACACAGUAAUUUACUGACCGUGCAAAGGUCAUUAGACAGCUUAUUAUGCUUAUGAUGGUUAUAAAGACAUGCGACUCUCAUUAAAUAUUUGAAGAUUUCUGUAUUCGUAGUGUGACGCGUACAAGUGGAAUGGAUAGAACUCGUCCAAAAGACAUUAAUGUUAAUGUACAGUAGUUAGUACUUUUGAGGUAUCUGACAGACUCAGGCAAACUUGUUAAAGCGUUUGUUGUAAAAAGGAAAAGACUAAGUUUACGGAAUUGAUUGUUAGAUGGUUGAAUGAGGUAUUUAGAGAGAGCUCUUGUAAACCAUACAAUAAAAGUAUACUUUAU
Molecule: messenger RNA, 8654 nt
Organism: Macrobrachium nipponense
Lineage: Eukaryota; Metazoa; Arthropoda; Malacostraca; Decapoda; Palaemonidae
Product: cytosolic phospholipase A2-like
Exons: 16
Coding region: 5008-7779 (923 amino acids)
Biological process (GO): glycerophospholipid catabolic process
Cellular component (GO): cytosol
Molecular function (GO): calcium-dependent phospholipid binding; calcium ion binding
Source: RefSeq, a predicted model, not a curated record